Molecule: messenger RNA, 900 nt
Organism: Apiotrichum porosum
Lineage: Eukaryota; Fungi; Basidiomycota; Tremellomycetes; Trichosporonales; Trichosporonaceae
Exons: 8
Coding region: 1-900 (299 amino acids)
Source: RefSeq, a predicted model, not a curated record
AUGCCCGUCGUCGAAGUUCCUGCCGACCUCAUCGGCUCGUCUGGCCUGUACAACAGCACCGACCCCCUGCUGCGCCGUCUCCGUCUGGAAGACCAGCAGGGCUCGCCCAUCACCGACGUCGCCAAGACGUUCAAGGACGUCGAGGUGCUCAUCAUCUACGCCGGCAGUGCCGAGGGCGCCAACAACGUCGUUGAGCUGCACAAGAACCUCAACCACCUGAUCAAGCAUCAAAAGUCCGCUGCAGUCAUCUACUGCUCGACCGACGUGGACGCCAAGCUCGCGCUGGCCGUCACUGCCAGCCAGCCAUGGUACCGCAUGACGUUCUUUGACGACUCGGACUUUGCCCCUCUCGCCCAGGGAGCUGCUGAGGUGACGGAUGUCUCGCGUGGAGAGGACUUUGUUCACGCCGGUGAAAUCGAGGUCGAGGCCGAGGUCGUCCCCUUCGGUACCACCGAGGACCCCCAGGAUUAUGUCCGCCCCCUCUCGCGCGCGGCUGUUGGCAUGACCAUUCGCGCUUACGCGACCCCAAGCAUCGCCAUCUACAACAUUCCCAAGCACCGCUUCCUGGCAUACAACGUUCGCGACCGCGCCUUUUUGCCCGAGCGCGUGCCCAAGAACUACUACGAGUGGAAGCAAGGUGCCCCCGAGAGCUUCAAGAUCUGGGACUUGGUCCACCACAUGCGUUACCAGAUCAUCGCGCUUGUCCUCUUUGCCCUUUACCAGCUUUUGAUCUUUGUUGGUGGCGAGGAGUACAACUUCAUCCCCGGUCUCAUGGACCAGCUGUCGUGGCGCAUGCGCCAACUGGGUGCGCCCAUCGAGGCCCCCACGCAGCUGUCCGACUUGGCAUCCAAAGCUGCCGACCUUGCCGCCGAGGUCACAGGACACGUCGAGUUGGCUUAA